Molecule: messenger RNA, 306 nt
Organism: Clonostachys rhizophaga
Lineage: Eukaryota; Fungi; Ascomycota; Sordariomycetes; Hypocreales; Bionectriaceae
Source: the annotation of a GenBank genome assembly
AUGUAUUUCGUCAAGACUGACGUCUCUCUUUUCGCCCUCUCCAGCUUCGCUGCCGCGCAGUAUGCUGAGGAUGAGCAUGCUGGCCUCUCCCCCCGCCAGCUUGCUGAAAUCGCCCAGGAGGAGUACCUCGCCGCUCGUGACGAGUACAUUGAGAAGCGCGAUAUCUUCCGACGCGCGCCUCGUCUCAUGGGCACUUGCCAGUACUUCCCCAAGACCAAGGGAAAGGUAUGCGUUCGAAAUGGCCACGGUUGCGGUAUCUGCACGCCAAACAUGGCGAUCGGGGCGCCUUGCCCUUGCGGCCACUAA